This is a messenger RNA of Lactuca saligna, 1056 nucleotides long. The record is from the annotation of a GenBank genome assembly. Lineage: Eukaryota; Viridiplantae; Streptophyta; Magnoliopsida; Asterales; Asteraceae.
AUGUUGACAGGGAGUGUAACCUCAUUCAUGAAGUUAUGGCCAACCUUUGUGCCAUAUGAAUAUGGAUUUCGAGUUAUACUAUUUACAUACUGUUUGAUCAUAGUUUCGGGGUAUCGAACAGGGAAUCCAAUAAGAACAUCGAUUGAACGACUUUACUCAAUCGCUAUUGGUGCAAUUAUAGCAAUAGCAGUGAAUACUUUGAUUUUCCCUAUAUGGGCUGGUGAGCAGUUGCAUAAGGAACUUGUCAAAAGCUUCAAUUCAGUAGCAGAUUCACUUGAAGAAUGUGUGAAUAAGUACUUAAGCAAUGAUGGAUCAGAUCAUUCAGAGGUCACCAAUACUCUCAUGGACGAAUUCCCAGACGAGCCUCAAUACAAAAAAUGCCGAUCUACACUGAACUCAUCAGCUAAACUCGAGUCCUUGGCUCUUUCGGCUAAAUGGGAGCCACCACAUGGCAGGUUCCGGCACUUGUUCUAUCCAUGGAGUGAAUAUGUCAAAGUUGGCGCUGCCUUACGAUAUUGUGCAUAUGAGGUGAUGGCACUGCAUGGCGUUCUUCACUCAGAAAUUCAGGCACCAUAUAAUUUAAGAUCCAUAUUCAAAACAGAGAUAUCAGAAGCAACACACAAGGCUGCAGAGUUGAUGAGAUGUCUGGGAAAAGAUAUAUAUGACAUGAAGCAGACCAUUAAAUCUACUUUAGUGAGAAGCGUACACAGCUCAUCUGAAAGACUCCAAAGAGCAAUAGAAACACAUGCGUAUCUUCUUGCAUCUAGUUAUCAAAUUCCUGAUCAUAACUCAUCAAUCCCACUCCCUAUCAAUGGUUUAUCAAAGUCAAACCAGCUGGCUGAGUUUAAAAAAGAGAAGGAAGAAGAAGGUGAGAUGAACUCCCAAAGGAUACUCUCAGUCUCAUGGGAGAGCACUGCAGCACUGUCACUUGCUACUUUUACUUCACUGUUAAUAGAGUUUGUGGCUCGCCUUGAUCAUUUGGUUGAAGCUGUCCACCACCUUUCCCAGAUGGCCAAAUUCCAACAUGAGAGUUUAUGAAGAAGAAAUAUAACGGGG